CCAGUGACGGGCUUUGACCUCUGGAGCGCGGUGCUCACCAUCGGGCUGGUCUGCACCCUCUACACCACGCUGGGCGGGCUGAAGGCCGUCAUCUGGACCGACGUCUUCCAGACGCUGGUGAUGCUGGCGGGGCAGCUGGCCGUCAUCGUGGUGGGGGCCCAGCGGGUGGGGGGCAUGGCCCGCGUCUGGCACGUGGCACAGCAGCAGGGCAAGAUCUCGGGCAUCGACCUGGACCCCGACCCCUUCCAGCGCCACACCUUCUGGACGCUGGCGGUGGGGGGGGUCUUCAUGAUGCUGUCCCUGUACGGGGUGAACCAGGCGCAGGUGCAGCGCUACCUCAGCGCCCGCAGCGAGCGGGAGGCCAAGCUCUCCUGCUACGCCGUCUUCCCCUGCCAGCAGAUCGUCCUCUGCCUCAGCUGCCUCACCGGGCUCGUCAUGUUCGUCUACGACCGGGAGCACCCGCUGGCCCCCGGCCAGCGCCCCGGCUCCUCCGACCAGCUGGUGCUGUACUUCGUGAUGGACGUGCUGCGGGACCUGCCGGGGCUGCCCGGGCUCUUCGUCGCCUGCCUCUUCAGCGGGUCCCUCAGCACCAUCUCCUCCGCCUUCAAUUCGCUGGCCACCGUCACCAUGGAGGACCUGGUGCGGCCCCACUGCCCCGGGCUGUCGGAGUCACGGGCCACCCUGCUCUCCAAGCUGCUGGCUCUCGGGUACGGAUUGCUGUGCCUGGGGAUGGCCUAUGUCUCCUCCAUGCUGGGCCCCGUGCUACAGGCGGCCAUCAGCAUCUUUGGCAUGGUGGGGGGCCCGCUCCUGGGGCUCUUCUGCCUGGGCAUGUUCUUCCCCUGUGCCAACCCCACGGGUGCCGUCGUGGGGCUCCUGGUGGGCCUGGCCAUGGCUUUCUGGGUGGGCAUCGGCAGCCUGCUGCAAAGUAUGGGGGGAGCCGGGGGGGUCCCCCCGCCCAACGGCACUGCGAUCCCCCCCAUGGGCAACCUCACCACCAUCCUGGCCACCACCGCGCUGGCCCCCACCACGGCCCCCCACAGCCCCACGGGGCUGGAGAAGUUUUACAGCCUGUCCUACAUGUGGUACAGCGCCCACAACUCCACCACCGUCAUCGUGGUGGGGCUCCUGGUCAGCCUCAUCACCGGCCCCACGCCGGCGGCAGCCGUGGACCCCCGCACCAUCUCCCCGGUGCUGCCGCGCCUGCUCUGCUGCCUGCCCCACAAGUACCGGCGGAGGCUCUGCUGUGGGGUGGUCUUUCCUGACCAGGACACUGACCAUGCGGAUGCCGUGGUGAAGAGCAAUGGGGUGGCCAAUGGCCUGCCCCCCCUGCCCCCCGCCGGGCGGCUGGAGGAAGAGGAGGGACAGGGCUACAUCCGCGCAGAGGGGGCCCCCGCCUACACCCUGCAGGAGACCUCCUUCUGAGCCCCCCCUGACCCCCCCAAACGGACCCCCCCAUGGGGAGCCUGGACAUGGCUGGGGAGCACUAAAUAACCGGGAGGGGCUGGGUGGGCUGCA
Calidris pugnax (ruff) is the source of this 1515-nucleotide messenger RNA. It is a transcript of the gene SLC5A6, whose product is annotated as solute carrier family 5 (sodium/multivitamin and iodide cotransporter), member 6. The record is from RefSeq and is a predicted model, not a curated record. Gene Ontology annotation, molecular function: sodium-dependent multivitamin transmembrane transporter activity. The annotation marks the transcript as partial. The transcript is spliced from 12 exons. Lineage: Eukaryota; Metazoa; Chordata; Aves; Charadriiformes; Scolopacidae. Gene Ontology annotation, biological process: sodium ion transport; biotin transport; pantothenate transmembrane transport. Gene Ontology annotation, cellular component: membrane.